AUGAUAUACCCGGUGGAAGACACCUGGAGUGACGUCAAGUUUUAUCCGAUAUAUUCAGUCGCUUUGCUAUUUACGGUAAAAGUGAGGAACAGUUUCCAAAUGGAUGAGCUAAUCUCUUUGCUUCCAUCAACUUAUUUUGCGUCCACACUCGGAGUAAUCUGUUUUGAUAUUGGCACGGAAAAGCUUCGAAAUCUAGAUGGAGCUGAUGUGGAGUUAGUAUAA
Cylicocyclus nassatus is the source of this 222-nucleotide messenger RNA. NCBI's taxonomy places the organism in Eukaryota, Metazoa, Nematoda, Chromadorea, Rhabditida, Strongylidae. The record is from the annotation of a GenBank genome assembly.